Messenger RNA from Mya arenaria, 2093 nucleotides. RefSeq lists its product as uncharacterized. Gene Ontology annotation, molecular function: protein binding. The record is from RefSeq and is a predicted model, not a curated record. NCBI's taxonomy places the organism in Eukaryota, Metazoa, Mollusca, Bivalvia, Myida, Myidae. Gene Ontology annotation, cellular component: extracellular matrix. The transcript has a single exon. The coding region runs from base 303 to 1463 and encodes 386 amino acids.
UCGUUUAUUGUCUAUCGGUAAUCAUAUAAAAAGGACUCAAUGAUCAUAUUCGAAAGAAGAUUCCAAAGUUUUCAUGAAUAAUUUGUAAUUAAUUUAUUUGAUUAAAGAAGGAUACAAUUAUUUGAUGUUAUCGCUCGUCUUAAAGAGGACUGCAUAUUAGUAAAUGUUCAACUUUGACUAAAAGUGAUUCAAAAAUAGUUGAUUUGAAAUAAUUUACCAAAUGAUUGACGAACUGAAAUUAAAUAGACUUAGAAGAGUAAAAUAUUGUUCGAAGUGCUGUAUAAACAUCUGAGACAGAAAACAUGACUCGUAAUACUUUCUUGUGUUUAGUAGUGACUUGCAUGGAUAUUGUUACUCAUAUGGUGAAUACAGCACCGACUCUACCACGAAAAGGCCUAUCCCUGUGUGACCUUCAUAUAACCGCUUCUCAGGAGAGAGUGUUAAAGUGUGCGGUAAAAGCGGGUGAGGUGAUGGACUACAGGGAGGUACGGACAUGGUCAGCGAGUGAACAGAACGCGAACUAUUCCAUUCAGAUAAUAUGCAAUGGCGGUGCAAUUCACCUUCCCUGGCCAUUUAAAGCCCAAAACAUACACUCUCUUGAAGUGGACGGAUGCAAAGUCCAAGGGUUUCUGUCAGAGAUGACAAUGGUACAGACGUUACCAGAUCAGCUGCGAACUUUAGCCCUGACUAGAUCUACCAUUGUGAUUCCAUUUUCUGAAAUGUUUCAGUUGAGAAAUAAUCUAAACAUGAUUCCACGGGAGACAGACUGUGGUCAAAAUACACUGGAGUCACUUGUGUUAAGAGAUGUGCAUUACGACCUCAUAAUGAGUCCAGAAGAGCGUGAUAAAAUGCCGGGGCUGCUAACAGACUCGCACUCCAGGAGAAAACAUGAGGUGAAGAAAACGCCCUGUGUGUAUCCUCACCUAAGAUAUGUGGAUGAAAGUGGGAGCAGAAAAACUGGCCAGUAUCAUUUAAAAUUAUUACCCGAGUAUUCACGAUUUCCAAAACUAGAGGUGUAUAACAUGUCCAGAAAUGAGUUGAGUCACGUUCCAGACUUUUUUCGACAUCUUCAUUCCGAAAAGUUCCCUUCUCUGAAGCAUCUUGACUUUUCUAACAACAUUUUGCAUAGUUUUGAAUUCGAAUUCCCGAAAAAUUUAAAGGCAUGUAGUUUGAAAGUUGUUGAUUUGCAUAACAACAGAAUAGCAACGAUUCCACAAGAGGCAACGGACAAACUCAAAUCAAUAGGAACAAUUCUUGUGGACAUGCGAGAAAAUCCUUUGCGAUGUAGCUGCCAGUUAACAGAGUUCAGGAACUAUCUAGAGACACAAUAUACGAUGACAACUAACCUGGCUCAUCGCAAGUUGGUCUCCGACGUGACUUGUACAUUGAGCCCUAUCUUUCAUGACAACACUUUGAAAGUCAGCGUGCUUGAUUCAACAUUUGACAAAAAGUGCAAGGGAUAAUAUAAUGGCUAAACCAUAAUUCUUCGUAGUUCUUCUGAGAAUAUCUGCAAUAACUUGAAAAAAGAUAUUUAUAUAGAAGGAUAAACAACGGCUACAAAGUGUAUACAGGGAAAGCAAUUACAAAUCGGCCGACAUUAAAUAUUCGUAUAGGGAAAACAUUACAAUUGGAAUACGACCGACAUUGAAUAUUCGGAGAGAUCAAUGUCACAGUGAUGGAUGGAAGAUGAAAGACGGGAUCAAGAAUUGUCACCUAGUGCUAACAUUUCAUUGCAAUAAAUACGUCUCGUUUUAAUAUGCAGAUAUCAAUGUGACAGUUCUGAAUCCGUCACUUAAUGCAAAUGCAUAUCAAAAUGUAUAGUCAAAUGCUUUAUAAGUGGUUGCUUAUAUUUAUUUUUCCAUGAAAAGCUGCCUUUGUGACAGUUGAUAUUUGAUUAAUAUUUUGUCAUGAACAAUAAAUGCCUUUUUAAAAUUACGUGCAUUUCUCCAAUAGUUUUACAUGCGUGUAAUAAUAUUUAGUAGACCAAUAUCACUCAAACAAUUUUUAAUGCUUUUCAAAUAGCAUUUAGAUAUCUUUGGUUAUGUAUAAGACUACAAUUCAGUGCUGACUACAAGAAUCACUGCAAAUAUCGC